AUGUCUGCUCAAGUGCCAGCCAACUUCAACGCCGAUGAGGCGGACAACUUGGAAGAUAUUGAGAAGCAAUUCGCAGUCAAGGUCGUGCAGCACAUGGAGACAUAUUGGGCCAUCCUGGAGAAGGUCAAGGGAUCUGCCUUGCGCCUGACGAAGCUUGACGACGAAAUCUACGAACACCUGAUGCGCGACUUCCCCGAGUUUGACCCCGCCGAGACCAUCGACGAGGACAAGAUGAAGAGCAAGGAGGGCAAGAAGCGCUGGCGCGAGUUCAUGAUGGCGUACGAGAAGAGGGUCGACGACUACAACUUUGGCACCAUGUUGCGGUCGAGCCCCAAGGAGAUGUAUGACCAGCACACCACCAUCUUUGUUCCCAGGAUGCAAUUUUAUGCCGUCGAAAUCGCGCGAAACCGAAAAGGCCUGAAUGAUUGGAUUUAUGAGAAGGCACAACAGGAGAAGGCAAAAUAA
Messenger RNA from Phaeoacremonium minimum UCRPA7, 465 nucleotides. Its product is annotated as putative duf757 domain-containing protein. NCBI's taxonomy places the organism in Eukaryota, Fungi, Ascomycota, Sordariomycetes, Togniniales, Togniniaceae. Gene Ontology annotation, cellular component: cytoplasm. The transcript has 3 exons. The record is from RefSeq and is a predicted model, not a curated record. Bases 1 to 465 code for a protein of 154 amino acids.